This is a messenger RNA of Meloidogyne enterolobii, 267 nucleotides long. Lineage: Eukaryota; Metazoa; Nematoda; Chromadorea; Rhabditida; Meloidogynidae. The record is from the annotation of a GenBank genome assembly.
AUGUUGGAAUAUUUUUAUAGUGGAGAAAUUGAUAAAAGUAAAUUUAAAAAUAUACAUUUUUUAAUUAAAAAAAAUAUUUUGAAAGAAACAAUCGAAAAACAUUCUGAAAAUUUAUUUGCUAUUGCUCAUAAAUACCAAGUAAAGCAAUUAAUGCAAGUUUGUGAAUAUUAUAUGGCUGAACAUAUUGAUGUUGCAAACUUUAAUGAACGUUGUAAUUAUGCAGAACUUUAUUGUCUUUCGAAUCUUGAGAAGGUUGGUUUGGGGUAA